UAUAUUAUAUAUUUUUAAAGAUUGUUGUAUAAUGGCAUUUUAUUAUGGUUAAUUGAAUUCCUAUUGGAUAGCCAUUAGCAACAUUAUGAGCACACGUUGUAUAGAAAGGCUUUCAAGUUUAAAACCCAUUGUGAGUAUAGGCUUCCGAGUGGCACAGCGGUCUAAGGCACUGCAUCUCAAUGCUAAAGGUGUCACUGCUAAAGGUGUCACAAACCAGACCCUGGUUUGAUUCCAGGCUGUAUUACAACCGUCCGUGAUUGGGAGUCCCAUAGGACGGCGCACAAUUGGCCAAGAGUUGUCUGGGUUAGUGUUUGGCCGAGGUAGGCCAUCAUUGUAAAUAAUAAUUUGUUCUUAAGUGACUUGCCUAGUUAAAUAAAGGUUAAAGAAAAACAUGUAGUUGAACUAUAGUUGAUAUAACUGUAUUUGCUUUCCAAAUUCAGGUCUGAACAUUUUCAUUAUAUAUUUAAAAAAUACUAAUUUUAAAAAUCUUAUUGUUGUGAAUUUAUAUGUACAUUUGUCAUUUGUAUUGCAGCGCUUAAAUCGUUGCAGCUUCCUUCUUGCCUGGUAUGGAUUGUUGUUACUUUUUAUGAUCACUUUAUAAACAAUCAAUAACAGGUAAGAAGAAAGUUUCAUAAAAGAAGCCAACCAUAACACACCAGACAUGUUACAUCAUUUCAAUGCCAAACCUGGUCUAACAGUGGAAACGGUUGGUCCCAAGAAAGCACCAAUCACUCAUUUCCAUUAGACAGUUACAUAGAUUAUCUCAUUGGCAAAGGAAACUCUAGUUGAAAGCCAUCCAUAUUUUGAGAGGUCAGCUCUGCAUAUUUUGAGAGGUCCGCUCAACACAACUCACAAGUACUACUCCAACAGUCAGAGAUCAAGGUUUACUACCCAAAAUAGACUGUGAAAAUCCAAUUAAUGGCUUGAUCCACUGUAGCCUAAGCAACACACGCUUUAGGUUAGCAUGUCUGUUUUAAUCAACAGAGGAGCAUAUUGCAAGUAUGAACUUUUUUCACAUGCUGGAUAAGUACAGUAUACGCAAGAACAAAUCAAAACCUGGAUAUGUUAUGUUUUUGUCACAAUCUUAUCAAAAGGAAUGACAUUGUCCCAAUAAUGCCUCAACCUGGGGACCUGAUUGAGAUAUUCCGGGGGACCUAUCAGCACUGGGCCUUGUAUGUUGGAGAAGGCUACAUCGUCCACCUCUGUCCCCCCACUGAGGCAGCUGGGGCUGGUGCCUACAGCCUAGUGUCUGUGUUGUGUGACACAGCCGUUGUGACCAAGGAGAGCCUGGAGGAGAUAGUGGGGAAGGACAGGUUCCUUGUCAACAACCUGCUGGAUGACAAACACAAACCCCGGAGUGUUUAUAACAUACUGAGGGAUGCCCGCAGCCUGCUGGGCCUGGAGAUGCCAUACUGCAUCCUGAGGGGAAACUGUGAACACUUUGUCACAGAGCUGAGAUAUGGGAAGGGAGAGUCCCGGCAGGUAUAUUAUGCUCUGGGCGUAGGUGUUAGAGCAGUGGCGAUUGGCAUGAAGGCCCUGAAUGCAGCGUCAAACAUCUCUUGUGUGAAGUCAAAACAAAAGCGGAUACUCCUUUGAACCUUCGAGUCACCUUCCUCCGUCUACCUCUGGGGUGAAUGCAGAGACAGCGGAACAAUUUUUUUUGACAGGGGGUAUAAUUCCCUACAUUUGGUAGGCUAUUUGUAAGUCAAUUAAAUUAGACACAUGCAUUUUCUUUUCUGCCCUUUGCCUACUAGUUGCCCCCUAGGACAGCGUUUCCCAAACUUGGUCCUGGGGCCUCCCCUGGGUGCACAUUUUGGUUUUGGGGGGGGGCAGCACCAGGACCACAUUCGGGAAACCCUGCUCACCAGGAUAAUGUCAUAAAUUAGGAAAACUACAGCUUUUCAGAACAAUAAGGAGAUUGAGUGCCUAUCCUGUUGUCCUACGUAUUGUUACAGACAGUGCGUAGGCCUAAAUAUGUGGUGUGAUUCCAUGCAUGAUUGUUGACAGAUUGUACAUAAUGAAUUUCUUAAUGUUUGUUUUAUUGACACAUGAAAUGUUAGCUUUUUGUCUAAUCACAUUAAACUGUAUGAUGGUGAAUCAAAUGUCAUUUUCAUUCUUCUGAUUGGUGAGUCUUCAAUUUUGUUAAUUAAAAACUACACCCUUG
Messenger RNA from Oncorhynchus nerka (sockeye salmon), 2164 nucleotides. RefSeq names its product phospholipase A and acyltransferase 3-like. The transcript has 4 exons. Lineage: Eukaryota; Metazoa; Chordata; Actinopteri; Salmoniformes; Salmonidae. Gene Ontology annotation, molecular function: A2-type glycerophospholipase activity; glycerophospholipid phospholipase A1 activity. Gene Ontology annotation, cellular component: cytoplasm. The record is from RefSeq and is a predicted model, not a curated record. Gene Ontology annotation, biological process: N-acylphosphatidylethanolamine metabolic process. Bases 1063 to 1596 code for a protein of 177 amino acids.